AUGUCCGAUGAUUCGCCGAUAAAAAUCAUCAAUCUAAAUGUGGGCGGUCAGCGAUUUGCGACAAGUUCCGCCACGUUGAGCUGGAUUCCCGACACGUUUUUCACGAGUCUGAUUAGUGGGCGGAUGCACAGUGUGCGCGAUGAGACGGAUGCGAUUUUUAUUGAUCGAGAUCCCGAGAUUUUUCGCGUUGUGCUGAAUUAUUUGCGGACGAAAGAGGUGGAUUUGAGGUAGAAUCUGAGAAUUUUUGGGGGGAAAACGCUACAAAAUGAGUCGAAAAACUGUGCGGGGCUUGCAAAAUGCAGUGCGGCACUGUUUGUCCAUUUUUGCAACCCUCGCACAGUUUUCUCACCCAAGGGUAUCUAAAAAUCAUUAGAGAUAGACGAAUUCCACAAGCCUUGUAUAACCUGAGCAAUCUUGCGCGAAGCGCCCCGGAAUUUUCCGCGUAAGCGGCUCGAGCGGAGCGAGUGUAUGUCCCUCUGCAUCUCUAGCCGUCUAACCAUCAAGCUCCCGUGAGUUAGAGACGCAGAGGGAGAUACACUCGCUCCGCUCGUGCCGCUUACGCGGAAGAUUCCGGGGCGCUUCGCGCAAGAUUGCUCAGGUUAUACAUUUUUUUGGUGGAAAACGCUACAAAAUGAGUCUAAAAACUGUGCGAGGCUUGCAAAAUGCAGUGCGGCACUGUUUGCCCAUUUUUGCAACCCUCGCACAGUUUUUUCACCCAAGGGUAUCCUUGUUUAUACUCAUUUUGAAGCUUUUCCCAAGCCCCGCCCAUUUCUGCAACCCUCGCACAGUUUUCUUCUCGUCUUCCAGAAACGUCAGCAUCUCCAGCCCUAAAACACGAAGCCCAAUUCUUCGGCCUGUCCCCUUUGGUCCGCCGCCUGACACUUUGCGAAGAAUUGGACGCCUCCUCGUGUGGAAGUGUACUAUUUCACGGCAUUUUAGAACGACCCGAAAUACCGGUGGAAUUCGAAAGUGCCGUGAAACCCACCGUUUGGGAUAAGGGAAAAGUGGCGAAGAAGAGUUUUUUGGGCGAAAAUCUGAAAUCUGUGGGUUUUUUGAGGAAAACACGAUUUUCUCGCUAGAAAACGCUGUUUUUUGGUCCAGAAAUUGAUUUCUAAGCUGAAAAUCGCGAGUUUUUGCAGCUGAAAAGCGAGUUAGCCAAAAUCGACUCGAUCACAGAGCCGAUGAAAGUUCGAAUGAUCAGAUCACACAAUUAUUCGCUGGUUGUGGCUUAUGCGAAUUUUGUAUCGGUUUAUCGGUGAGAUUUUUGACUAGAAAUAUGGGAAAAGCCGAGAAUAGGCUGAAAAAUGCCUAGAAAUCUUGAAAUUUUCAUUCAAAACUCGAAAAAUCACCCAGAAUCGUUAGUUUUUGAUUGAAAAUUUACGAUUUUUGGUCAAAAAUCGUUAGAGAUAGCCGAAUUCCACAAGCCUGAGCAAUCUCGCGCGAAGCGCCCCGGAAUCUUCCGCGUAAGCGGCUCGAGCGGAGCGAGUGUAUGUCCCUCUGCGUCUCUAGCCGUCUAGCCACAAGCUCCUCGUGAGUUAGAGACGCAGAGGAAGAUACACUCGCUCCCCUCGCGCAAGAUUGCUCAGGUUAUACAAGACUUGUGGAAUUCGUCUAUCUUUAUUGAUUUUUGACCAAAAAUAGCGAAUUUUUAAUCAAAAACUAAUGAUUCUGGGUGAUUUUUUUCGAAUUUUUAACUGAUUUUUGAGGAUUUUUUCCAAGAAAUUCGAAUUCUAAUCCAAAUUUCUCGAAUUUUCCAGCGAUUACAAUGGCUGGUCGUUAAUCUGGACCUCACCCAAGCUCAAAUCCUCAAUAAAGCACAUUUCAAUCAACUCGAAAGGCGCUCAAAGUUCACCAGAGCGACUUUUAGCCAUCUCAACUUUUGACGAAGUUAUUACACUUUGGAAUAUUGAUGAAAAUGGCACGUCGUACAGGAAGGGAUGUUUUACGAUGGGAGUACAAGUGGAUAAUUUGUUUUUUGUCGGAACUCAGAUGGUUGCAUUGUCGCGGAUGGGGAAAUGUGGAAUUUGGCAUAGUGCCACGCAGAAUUGGCAGGUACUUAUGAGCAAUCUUGCGCGGAGCGCUCCGAAAACUUCCGCGUAAGCGGCAUGAGCGGAGCGAGUGUAUUUCCCUCUGCGUCUCUAGCUCAAGGAGGGGGCUUGGUUGCUAGACGGUUAGAGACGCAAAGCAACAUACACUCGCUUCGCUCGUGCCGCUUGCGCGGAAGAUUCCGGGGCGCUUCGCGCGAGAUUGCGAUAAUCUGAGCUGUAUGUCCCUCUGCGUCUCUCUAGUUGUCUAGUCCCUCUGCGUCUCUAACCAUCUAGCUUUUCUAAUUCUCCAAUAAAAUCUAUCUUUUCCAAUAGUUUUCAACCCUCUGAUCACUAUUCCGUUGUCUGAAAUCGCAUCUAACAUGAGUUAUGACGUGGCAAAAUUCGAGUAGCUGAUUUUCAUGCAAAUCUGAGUUCAGGAGGCCCCAGAUUUGCUUGAAAAUCAGCUACCUGAAUUUUGCCACGUCAUAACUCAUGUUAGAUGCAAUUUUAGACAACGGAAUAGUGAUCAGAGGGUUGAAAACUAUUGGAAAAGAUAGAUUUUAUUGGAGAAUUAGAGAAGCUAGAUGGUUAGAGACGCAGAGAAGCGGUACGCGGUACGAGCGGAGCAAGUGUAUGUCCCCUGCGUCUCUAGCUCACAUGGGCUUGAAGGCUAGACAGCUAGAGACGUAGAGGGAAAUACACUCGCUCCGCUCGUGCCGCUUGCGCGGAAGAUUCAGGGGCGCUUCGCGCAAGAUUGCUCAUGUUAAUCCUAAAGGCUCAUUUUGAAGCUCUUAACCUGAGCAAUCUUGCGCGAAGCGCCCCGGAAUCUUCCGCGUAAGCGGCUCGAGCGGAGCGAGUGUAUCUCCCUCUGCGUCUCCAGCUGUCUAGUCAUCAGGCGAGUUAGAGACGCAGAGAAACAUACACUCGCUCCGCUCGAGCCGCUUACGCGGAAGAUUCCGGGGCGCUUUGCGCAAGAUUGCUCAUGUUAAGCCUAAAACGAUAACCUGAGCAAUAUUGCGCGAAGCGCCCCGGAAUCUUCCGCGUAAGCGGCACGAGCGAAGCGAGUGUAUCUCCCUCUGCGUCUCUAGCUGAAGCUAAACAGCUAGAUUGCCCUUUCCAGGCUCAAGACAUGUCUCCAAUCUCAUGCUACGACACAGCCGGCUCAAGCCUUCUCCUCGGCUGUACAGACGGUGCACUCUGCUACAUUGAUAUGCAAAAAUUUCCGCUUCGAAUGAAGGACAAUGAUUUGUUGGUGACGGAAUUGUAUAGAGAUCCGGACGGUGAUUGUAUCACAGCGAUUUCCGUUUUUUUGACACCAAAGACUUGUAAGCCCUGAAAAGGCCUAUUUUUGGCCCAAAAAGGCCUAUUUUAGGUCCAAAAAUCCGGUUUUUUCAGCCGUUUGCGGAAAUUGGAUCGAAAUCGCCUACGGCACGUCAAGCGGAACAGUCCGCGUCAUUGUUCAGCAUCCGGAAACUGUCGGACACGGUCCGCAACUCUUUCAGACCUAUAAAGUUCACAAUUCGGCCGUGACGCGAAUUUCGCUAACUACAGCACAUUUGAUUAGUGGUGAGUUGGAUUUUUGGGGCAAAAAUGGCCUAGAAGCCCGAAAAAUGGCCUGGAAACCCGAAAAAUGGCCUAGAAACCCAAAAAGUAGCCUAGAAGCUCAAAAUUGGCCUAGAAAUCCGAAAAAUGGCCUAGAAACCUUGAAAAUUUCAGGUCUAACAUGAGCAAUGUCAAAUUUUUCUUUAAAAUUAAUUAACCUGGAAUUUUUGAUGUUUAACAUGAGCAAUAGUAGAUUUUUUCAAAAAAUUGAAAUUUUCAAAAUUUUCUAGUCUAAUAUGAGCAAUCCUUUGAGCUCUGAAAAUUCUGCACAAAGUUUAAAUUUUUAAAAAAUUUUCUUAACAUGAGCAAUGCUCAAAAAAUUGAAUUUUCAAAUUUUUCGAAGUUUUUGACUGAAAAUCCAAGAAAUCUACUUAACAUGAGUAAUGUUACAAAAAAUCGAAUUUUCAAGGCUAACAUGAGCAAUCCUCGAUCUCAAAAAUAUGACCAAAACAAAGAAAAUUCACCUAACAUGAGCAAUGCCCCCAAAUUUUUUCCAGUCUGCGCUGAAUACAAUCACGUGCGCUCCUGGCUAGUCACCCGAUUCCGUGGAAUGAUCAGCACCCAACCAGGCACAAUGAAUCUGGCCUCCUUUAAAGUGCUCACCCUGGAUUCGACUGAUGAAACUGUUGAUCGACAAUAUAAUGAGCCUGGACCCUAUGGAGAUCAGGAUUCUGAACAGGUUUUCAUUCAGAGGGUUAUACCGAAUGCGACGAGGAUUUAUGUGAGAUUGGCGUCGACUGGAGAAAGGUUGGGCUUUUUUUUCUAAAAAUUUGGCUGAAAAUGAGCCGAAAUUCAAGAUUUCUGAUGAAAAAUAACUCAAAAUUCGUGAUUUUCUGAUCAGAAAUAAGCCACGCCCCUUUUUUGCAAGCCUGGCACGGUUUUUGGACUUCAAAAUGAAUCUAAAUAAGCCAUGCCCACGAAAAUAUGUGUUUUUUGCGCUGAAAAUGAUGGGAUUGCUCAUUUUAAGCAUUCUCUUCAUGUUCAGCACGAAAUUUUGAUCUAGAAAAUUGGAUUUUUCCAGUCAGAAGGUCAGGGGAUCGAUCCACACCCGAGGCACCAAUUUUUUUUCAAAAAACAUGUUUUUUAUCAAUUUUUCGCGCUGAAAACGAUGGAAUUGCUCAUUUUAAGCAUUCUCUUCAUAUUCAGCACGAAAUUUUGAACUAGAAAUAUUGAUUUUUCCAGUCAGAAGGUCAGGGGAUCGAUCCCCACUCGGGGUACAACUUUUUUCUGAAAUUUCUUGUUAUGUGCCAUUUUGAGUCCAGGAAAGUUUCUGGAAAUUUGUGCCAGGUUUGCAAAAGGGGCGUGGCUUAUUUAGAUUCAAAAUGAAGCCUGGAAAAUUCCUAAAAUACUGUGCCAGACUUGCAAAAGGGGCGGAGCCUAUUUUCAGUCAAAAAUUUCCAUUUUUGGCUAAAAAAAUUCCAUUUUUUGCAGAAUUUGCGUCAUAGAUUCGGUCGAUUUUUCGCCCUUCACCUCAUUUUUUGUGCACGAAUGCGAUGGAGCAAGCCGAAUCGGAAAUCGGCCCAGAAGAUAUCUAUUCUGUGGAACUGUCAACGGAAGUGUCCAAAUGUGGGAUUUGACGACGGCUUUGGAUCAAUUUCACUCGAAUAAACAAGCACUGCAACCAGGAGGACAGCCGAAUUCGGCAAGUGGAUCCGAUGUGAUGAAACCCGCACUACAACCUGCUAAUCGAUUUUUGCAGACUGGACUUCAGGUAGGGCGAUUUUUGGCCAAAAAUUCGGGGAAAAAUGAGCUAAAAUUCAUGAAAAAUGGGCUUUGGAGCGGUUUUUUGAGUCCUAGACCAAGAAAAUUGAAUUUUUUGGGUUCUAGAGCUAAAAAAUUGAAUUUUUCAUGAAAAUUUGAGUUCUGAAGCGAUUUUCAAGCUUUGGGAUCAAGAAAAAUUGAAUUUUUCAACAAAAAUUGGGUCCUGAUCUGAAAAAUCAGGAAUUUUCGUCGAAAAUUGGAUUCUGGAGCGAUUUUCAAGUUGCUGGACCGUAAAUAUUGAAUUUUUCAUGAAAAUUUGAAUUCUGGAGCUGAAAAUUUGGGUUUUUUUGGUCCUAGAGUGAUAAAAUUUGAAUUUUUUGGCUCCUGGAGCUUAAAAAUCAGAUUUUCUGACUCCUGGAGCUUAAAAAUCAGAUUUUUCAUGAAAAAUCUGAAUUUCAGCUCAAAAUUAACCAAAAAUCACCUUUUUUGGCUCAUUUUUCCCCAAAAAUCUGAAAUUUUCAGCCAAAAUCCCAAUUUUCAGACGCUCAGCGGACCAACUCCUCAAGAAUUUCUCGACCAAAUCAAAGACUGUGAUAUUUGUUGCCUAAGCUCUUCGGUGCUUCCAACACCCUGUUCAACACCACAUUUAUCGGCGACUAAUUUGAAUAAGUGA
Caenorhabditis angaria is the source of this 6003-nucleotide messenger RNA. The record is from the annotation of a GenBank genome assembly. Lineage: Eukaryota; Metazoa; Nematoda; Chromadorea; Rhabditida; Rhabditidae.